AUGGAAGGAAUGAUGCAGGAAAUAGUGCAGUGCAUACUUGGGGUGAUUGUGAGGAACAAUGCAAUACAGAUGGCCAUUCUUUAUGCAGUGUUUUACUUCACCAGAUGUGCCAGGCGCCCGGAUGUGUUCUACAGUGGCAGGAAGAAGGAGUCUAUUGUUAAGAUGUCGAGCUUGCACAGAAACUACUAUCCGCUGUUCUUUGCGCCCUUCGGCACUAUCCAGACCGUCCUACAGCUGUUCCGGAAGCCUAUUCUUCUCGAGAGGACAAGCGUGUUAGUGGAAACACCCCACAACGGAUCGAUCCUGCUUGAUCUUGUGGAGGCCGAUGUGAGUACAAAGAGAAAUGCAUUGCUAGUGCAUGGAUUCAACGGGUCCGGGAACUCGACCUACAUGAGAGGACUUGCCGGGCACCUUUCCAGAGAAGGAUACAGGGUCUUCUGCUUCAAUGCAAGAGGGAUCAGGUCUAAGCUCAACAGCCCUGUGUUCUUCCACAUCGGAUGGACUGUGGAUCUGAAAGCUGCUGUCGAUUUCAUUCUUUGUAACUAUCCCGGAACACUGGAGAUAUUUGGAUUCAGCAUGGGAGCUAGCUGGGUAACGAAGUUUUUUGGAGAGGAGAAGCUUGAUCCCCGAAUAAUCAAGGGAGGUGCCGUGUGCCUCCCAUUUGACUUCUUCAAGAUCGGAGUCCACUUCCUGAAGAACCCCUACACCAGGUUCUUCAACAGGCUGUUGGCAAUGAACUUUGUAAGGUACAUGAGCAGGAAUAGAGAUGUCUUCAAGAGUGCAGGAUACGACGUAGAUGUGAUAAAGAGGUGCAGCAGCGUCCAGCAGAUAGAUAUGAUGGUGACAACAAAGAUUUUCGACAUCAAGGAUGUGGACGAGUACUACAAGAACCAGUCAUCUGUGAACUACAUAGAAAAGAUAAGCGUCCCGUUCAUCAUACUCAAUACAUACGACGACCCGAUCAUCCCUGCAUUUUCGAUAGACAAGGAGAUAUGCAUGAGAAACAAAAAUGUAUUGUUGGUGAUAGCUCACAAGGGGGGCCAUCUGGGAUUCCUAUCGAACAGGACCGACAGAACCUGGGCCGAGGAUGUGCUGGUGGACUUUGUCAAACACUUCUGA
Messenger RNA from Encephalitozoon cuniculi GB-M1, 1119 nucleotides. RefSeq lists its product as uncharacterized. Lineage: Eukaryota; Fungi; Microsporidia; Unikaryonidae. The coding region runs from base 1 to 1119 and encodes 372 amino acids. The record is from RefSeq and is marked provisional. Gene Ontology annotation, biological process: medium-chain fatty acid catabolic process; medium-chain fatty acid biosynthetic process. Gene Ontology annotation, molecular function: acetylesterase activity; monoacylglycerol lipase activity. The transcript has a single exon.